CUGCGUCGAUCCGCCCAGCUCGUAUUUGUGUAUAGCGAGCUGAGCGUGUUCGCUAGUUGGCUUCUUUGUGUUGGACACGGCAGGAGGCGAGGAAGGGACGAAGACGCCGACAAAUGAUCGAAAGAAGGACGACAUGUGACGACUCUCUUCUCCUUUUGACGACAAGGCGCGGGGGAGAUUGUUACAGAUGUAUUGUACCAUGCCCGGCGCCACCGUGUCCGUGCGGAGUUUGUCCGAAGUGGAGAAACACUUCAACGGCAACAGGAUGGACCGCAGCGACCCCAGCCCCCCCGCCUCCAUGCGCCGGGGAGUGUCGGAAAACAACCUGGACCUGGACCUGAGCGACGGCGCCCCCUCGUCCUCCGGGCCGCCGGAGUUCCAGCGGAGCCGCUCCUGCGUGGACGGCCUCCAGCAGAAGAUCCUGAAAGUGACGGAGCAGCUGAAGAUCGAGAAGACGGUGCAGGACGAGAACCUGGCGGAGUACCUGAAGCUGGUGAACAGCGCCGACAAGCUGCAGGUGGGCCGCAUCAAGCAGGUGUUCGAGAAGAAGAACCAGAAGUCGGCGCAGAACAUCGCCCAGAUGCAGAAGAAGCUGGAGCAGUACUACCGCAAGAUGAAGGACAGCGAGGUCCACCUCAACCCCUCGCCGCCCAAGCACAGCACCAUACCCCGGGAGUCUCGCCGGGAGCUGCUGAGGGACAUGACGGGCAGCGGGCGCCACCCCACCAUGGACAAGAUCAAGACCAUCGGACCCGGCGUCUCUCUCUCGCCGCCGUUCUUCUUCAGCAAACCCCGGGAGUUCGCCAACCUCAUCCGGAACAAGUUCGGCAGCGCCGACAACAUCGCCCACUUCAAGACCUCCAUGGACGCCUCCCCGCCGCUGCCCGCCGAGGCGGAGGGAGGGAAGGGUCUGAGCAGCAGCACCUCGCUGGUGGGGAAGUCCAAGUACCCCAGCGACGACGAGUGCUCCCUGGUCAGCGCCUCCAACUCGGCGGACAGCAACGGGCUCCCGGCGGGGAUGCGGGGCCAAGGUCCGGGCCCCGGCCCCGGCCCCGGCCCCGGCCCCGGCACCGGUACCGGCCAGCAGGCGGUGGCGAGCGAGACCCACAGCAGGCUGGUGACGGGCCUGGAGGAGGCCAGGGAGAUUAAGGAGGCGCAGAGCCAGCUGGAGGAGGACAUGGAGGAGGUCAAAGCCCAGUUCAAGAGGGACUAUGGAGUCGUUAACCAAGCGCUGCAGGAGGAGCGAUACAGGUUCGAGCGCCUGGAGGACCAACUGAACGACCUGACGGAGCUCCACCAGCACGAGAUGGCAGACCUGAAGCAAGAACUGGCCAGCAUCGAGGAGAGGGUGGCCUACCAGGCCCUGGAGAGAGCCCGGGACAUUCAGGAAGCUCUGGAGUCGUGUCAGACGCGGGUGUCCAAGCUGGAGCUCCAGCAGCAGCAGCAGCAGCAGACGGUGCAGCUGGAGAGCGGCGAGGCCCGGGUGCUGUUGGGGCGGAGCAUCAACAUCAUGCUGGCCUUCGUCACCGUCAUCCUGGUCUGCGUCUCCACCGCCGCCAAGUUCGCCGCCCCGCUGAUGAGGAGUCGGCACCACGUGGUCGCCACCGUCCUGGGGGUCUUCUUCCUGACCGUGUUCUGGAAGAACUGGGACCGUUUACAGUACGCCAUAGACCAGGUGCUGGUGCCUGCCUGAGGCGGGGGACCCGGACGCUGUGAGGUGAUUGGUUGUACAAUCGUCUUACAACACUCUUCUUCUACUUAAACUUUCCUGUCCUUAACUUCCACCAUUACUUUCAUGCAUGACAUUAUGGACGCCCCUGCUUAUUUUUACGCCGUGGAUGACUGGAUCCAACCAGCCCAAAGUCGCGAGACUUCCGAAGGAAAUGUUUCACGUCAAAAUACGAAACAGGACCAGCCCGAAAACGUACCUUCAAGACUUGAAGGUACGGUUUUUACAGCUGAAGUUCACCGUUUUGCACGCCUCGCCAGGC
This is a messenger RNA of Nerophis ophidion (straightnose pipefish), 1991 nucleotides long. RefSeq names its product transmembrane and coiled-coil domain protein 3-like. The transcript has 4 exons. The record is from RefSeq and is a predicted model, not a curated record. NCBI's taxonomy places the organism in Eukaryota, Metazoa, Chordata, Actinopteri, Syngnathiformes, Syngnathidae. Gene Ontology annotation, cellular component: endomembrane system. Bases 188 to 1693 code for a protein of 501 amino acids.